Didymodactylos carnosus is the source of this 1473-nucleotide messenger RNA. The record is from the annotation of a GenBank genome assembly. NCBI's taxonomy places the organism in Eukaryota, Metazoa, Rotifera, Eurotatoria, Philodinida, Philodinidae.
AUGUCAUCUUUGAACAUACUUAUAAACGUAUGUUUUUCAUCGUAUGUUGGUUUAAUCGUUGUUAAUCGUCUAUUACAUAUUAUCAAUCCCAUACGACCAGAUCGUAUAUCAGAAUUAAUAAAAGUAUAUUUUGGUAUUUUACAAAAGUGGUAUCAACAACAACAACAACAAUCAUCACAACAAUAUGAACGUUUACUAGAAUUGUCUGAUAUAGAAUUAAUCAAUAAUGUAAUGAUAUUAAAUAAAAAUGAAGAUAUAAUAAUUAUAUGGUUUGAUGAUAAUAUAGAUCAAGAAAUGAAACAACAUUUAACAGAAUUACAUGAUCAUAUAAUAGUAUCUUACACUAAAGAUGAAUUAAUCCAUUCAAUUGAUCAAAUACAAAAUUAUAAAAUAAUUUUAAUUGUAUCUGGACAAUACUCACGUGAUACAUUACAAUUAUUACAUAAUAAUACUAAAAUUGAUUCAUUUUAUAUUUUUUGUAUAAAUAAACAAUUGUAUGAAGAUUUGAUUCUACAAUAUUCAAAAUUAAUUGGUAUUUAUACCGAAUAUGAACAAUUAUUAGAAAUACUAAAACAACAAAUCUAUUUAUUAUUAAAACAUUUAUCCAUUUUUAGUUUAUUUAAUAUGCAAAAUAAAUCUGUACGUAAUUUAGAAACAGAAUCCAUACCAUAUUUAUGGUAUCAAUUACUUCGUGAUACAUUAUUAAAUACUGAUAUACAUGAAUCAAAACAAGAAAUGUUAGAUUAUUGUCGUACAUACUAUCGUGAUGAUAAUAUAAUGCUAAAACAAAUAAAUGAAUUUGAAAAUACAUUUCAAUCAUCAGUCGAUAUUUGUAGAUAUUCAUCAAACAGAGAAUUGAAAGAAGCAUUAACAGAAGAAUUAGAAGAACCAUCGUAUGAAGUCAUUCAAUGGUAUACAAAAAAUUCAUUUCCAUUUAAAUUUGUUAAUCAAGCAUUAAGAACAGAAGAUAUUGAUGCUCUCUAUAAAUUACGUUAUUUUAUUAUUGAUUUAUGUUUAACUUUAAAAUCAAUUAAUAAUAAAUAUAUUGAUUUUUAUCAAGAUCAGUUUGAAUCAUCAUUGGUGGUUUAUCGUGGUCUAACAUUAUCUAAUAAUGAUAUAAAUGAAUUAAAACAAUCUAUUGGAAAAUAUGUAUCUACAAAUGGAUUUUUAUCAACAAGUUUAUCACGUGAAGUAGGAGAAAAAUUUUCAUCCAAUAUUUUAUUUGAAAUUACAAUUGAUACAAGAUUACAAAAAAAUUUAAUUUAUGCUUAUAUAGCACAAUGGAGUAAAAUACCAAGUGAAGAUGAAGUUUUAUUUGAUCUUGGCGCCACAUUUAGAGUUAUUGAUAUUGAACAUGAUACUGAAGAAAACCUACGGAAUGUUCAAAUAGUUGUUUCAAAUGACACAGCACAACAUCAGAGUGAAUAUAUUCCAUAUAAGGGUUAUCUGUCUUGGAGGUCCAGUUUCAAGUGA